Sinocyclocheilus rhinocerous is the source of this 2307-nucleotide messenger RNA. RefSeq names its product WW domain binding protein 1-like. NCBI's taxonomy places the organism in Eukaryota, Metazoa, Chordata, Actinopteri, Cypriniformes, Cyprinidae. Bases 147 to 1169 code for a protein of 340 amino acids. The record is from RefSeq and is a predicted model, not a curated record. The transcript is spliced from 4 exons.
GCGCCUCCCCUCAUGUCCCAAUAACAGCAGAAGGCGGGCGAUGCAUGAGCGAGAGCCUUUCACGCUUUCGUACGAUUAUUUACAACUCUUUCGCUGUGACCAAAGUAAACACUGAGACAUUGUAAUGUCCUAUAAGCCUGUUUAAAAUGGGUUUGUUUUUAUAUAUCGCUGGAUCUGCCAACCCCACCGAGGCCGGUGUCUAUGAGCAGGUACUUCACUGUGAGGGUGUGAAUAAUAAAAGCUACGUGUGUGAGACAGGACACUGUUGUGGAGAGUCCCAGUGCUGUAGCUACUACUAUGAACUCUGGUGGUUCUGGCUGGUGUGGGCCAUCAUCUUCAUCCUGAGCUGCUGUUGUGUCUGUCAUCAUCGUCGCACCAAACACAGACUGCAACAACAACAACGACAGCACGAGAUCAACCUCAUUGCCUACAGAGAGGUUCACAACUACACCUCACUGCCCUUCUACUUCAGAUUCCUACCCAACAAUCUCCUUCCGGACUAUGAGGAGGCAGUGCAUCGGCCCGCUACGCCCCCUCCUCCAUAUAGUGCCUUAAACGCCGGCCCUCCGACCUACACCAGCCCUUUAACCACUGACCAGCAGGAUGUGCAGUGUGCACCCAGACAGACCACUCCAUUGCCCCCUGCAUCUGACACACUCUGUUCCAGACCAAACAUAGAGGACAUCCAUACCUCUAACGGGUACCACCAGAAAGAAGACAGCAAGGGCGAGAUCGAGUUAGAGGGGGGCAGAUCCGCACAGAGCACUGUGCCCUUAGAGCAGCCUCCCAGCAUGGACAAACAGAACGAGUGCAGGAAGGAGCCGCUAAGGAAUGUGGCAAUGCCUAACGAGAAAGAGAGGAUUCUGGGAAGGCGCCGCAGAUUUACGGGGGACUCUGGGAUUGAAGUGUGUGUUUGUGGGCAAUGCUUAGAGAGCCAUGAGCCCAAAGAAUUCGAGGGACUUUUGAGCGAGGAGGACCAAGAGGACUCUUUCUGCGAGGAAUGUGGCCUUCAUUCCUAUGGAGAGGAAAGUCAGGGACUUCUGUCCCCAGAAAACAGAGUGGAGCGUGGAGCAUCGCCUGUGCCUCAAUCUCAACCUCAUCCUGUCUGCCUCUAUUUGCAUACUAUUAAUGAACAAGAGGGUCCACAACAUAGUAACACAGAAUCAUAAAGCUAAAUGCAUGAAGGAAAAAAAAGAGUGAGAUGGCGAAAGAAAAAGUGAGAGGAAACAAUUGGAUGCUCUCCGCAUUGUUGUUUUAUGUACAGAGCAUGUUUUAUGCAGUUAAAAAAGCCAAAAGUGCACAAGGAUGAGCUCUACUUGCUCCACUAGACAAUACAUGUGGUGCUGUAAUGGUGCGUUCGGGUACUCCUGGGAGAUUCGUAUUUACGAGUUGAGUCGUAAUUAUGACAUCAGAUGCGUUCAAAUCACUGUGGUUGGAGAAAGAUGGCGUUGUACUUUUUCUACUAAAUAAAUAAAUAAUCCACAAAAUAAUGAAUAAGGAAUGCACACAAGGUGUGUUUGUGCAUUUUUUAAUAUUUUUAUUUCAAGGUGCUGUAAAUUGAAUCAUAUACUAUUGUAAUUGUACAAUACUUUUGUACAUGCAACAUAGCUAGUUUUAUUGUAAAUAAAAAAAAAAGGAAAACAAAUUUCAGCUAAUUUACUGUCAAUAUGUCUGUAACUCAGAAACUCCAAUAUCCAUAGUUUGCUACUUUAUAAUUACAACUUUGUGGUGGCAAUCAUGUGCAUUCAACUUGUAAAUACGAUCUUUCCGACAUGACGCACCAUAAGACAUCCACCAGGUGCGGCCACAUUUACUCUGCAAAAUUUUGUGGGUGAAGUCAUUUCAAUUGCAAUCCAUGUGAACAUGAGAUUUCGCUCGUGUUCAAGUUGGUAACGUGAAUGUGUUGCAUUCACCAACAGAAAGCUGCUUGGUUUGAAAUUGACCUCUGUGUGAGCAGUGCUUCAUGCAUCGCUACACUAUUGAGAAUGGACCUUUUUUACCUUUGAAAUCUCGCUGAAAUUUUAUAAUGUGACCAGACUUUAACUGUGCAGUCUUAGUACUGAGAUUCUAAAUAUGUAAACACUGGUGUGCUUGAACUCUCAGUGUCUCAGGACAAUCAGAGAGCAAUCUAAAAAGUGACUGAACACCAAAAAAAAAAAAAGACAGUGUGCUUUUAAUUUCCAUGUCGACUUUCCCUAAUGUAAUGGGACAAAUCUUACUGCUGUGUAUAAGGUUUUUGUUUUGCACAAUCACAUUCUUCUGAAUGAAUCAUAGUCAUAAUUCAUUUCAAAUACAAAGUAUUUACAU